AUGAGCAAUUCCAACACCAACACGAACAACAGAUUUAAUCCCAGGCAAUUGUUCUCAGAUGCUGCAUUCCAAGACAUGCACUCCCUAGUAGAAUGGGUUAGCUCCCUCCCACCGGCUCAGCAGUUCCUCCCGCCCGUAUCUCCAACAGUCUAUGUAACCCUCAUACAAUGGACUGUUCCCUUCCACCCACAAGGGAAAACUUCCCUCCCUUCCUCCAGCCUUAACUUUCCCGGCCGCUAUGCCUGGCUCUGCAUGGAAAGCGUCGGUGCCAUCAACCUCCUAUACACCCUCUACGCCACCCCCUCCAGUUUCCCAGACGGCCAGUUACCCAUCUGGCAUAAAGUAGUCGCAUGUCUCUAUGUCCUCCACUAUCUAAACCGGGCGGUCAUAACACCCCUCUUCCUCGCCCCAAGCAUGUCGCCAAUCCACCUGAUCAUAAUCCUUUCAGCAUUGGGAUUCAACUAUCUCAACUCAAGCUGUCUAGCAGGCUGGUUGUUAGGUUAUGGAACACCCAUGCUUGGUUCCACGGCGCCGCAAUCUCAUCAUCCAUCAAAGUUCUCCACGUCAUAUUUCCCAGUGGAAUAUUUACCCUACAUCGGACUCUGCCUAUUUUUCAUAGGCAUGUACGGCAACAUAAGAGCAGAGGGAGUCCUCUUCCGCCUACGAAGGGAAGAAGUCGACAAACGGGAUGAUAAUUCUAAAGAUAAAAUCCCCACCACACCAUCAACUUUUUUCUCAUCAUCUAACAACCCCAAAAACAAAUACGACAAAGUCUACAUCCUCCCCCCUCCAAACGGCUGGUUCCGCACAAUACUAUUCCCACACUACGCCUUGGAAUGGAUUGAAUGGUUUGGAUUCCUCCUGAUCGGAUUCUCCAUAACGCCCUCCCCAGCUCCAACUUCUGCCAUCACUCCCAGCCUAGCUCUCGCCCCGUAUUAUGCUCCCCUAGCUACCAUCCUGCUAAACAAGUGGGGUCUGUCUUUCCCACUUCCUGCAAUCGCUCUUUUUGUAAAUUCUGUGUUAACCACAGCGGCGCGUGCAAGCUGGGGGCGGAAGUGGUAUGUGGAGCGAUUUGGGGAGGAGAGUGUAGGCAGGUGUGGCGCGUUUGUGCCGUAUGUAAAGUGGUUGUGA
Messenger RNA from Paracoccidioides lutzii Pb01, 1131 nucleotides. Its product is annotated as 3-oxo-5-alpha-steroid 4-dehydrogenase family protein. Bases 1 to 1131 code for a protein of 376 amino acids. The record is from RefSeq and is a predicted model, not a curated record. Gene Ontology annotation, biological process: lipid metabolic process. The transcript is spliced from 2 exons. Gene Ontology annotation, molecular function: oxidoreductase activity, acting on the CH-CH group of donors.